AGGGCCUCAUCACUAGGUGUCAUGUUGACCACUAGCAGUUCGAUAGAUUUGGUCUCUAGACGCCAGUCAUUACAAUAUAAAAAUGCGUACUGCAAUUGCCCAUCCCUAGUUUCACUCCGAGUCCACACGUCUACCUUGCUGAGAAUCCACUUCAAGCUAUUUCUGGUCGCAGCUCAAUGGAGAAAAUCACUCUUCGAGCUUUCAUACCUUUGCAAUUUAAAACUGAAAUCAUUUGUGAACAGUUGGUCUCGCCUUCAUCGAAACCCGAGUCCUUUGGGUCAGCCUCAGAGUUUUUUCUCGAAACAUCACGAAGAGCGAAGGAAACCAUGCUUGGCCGUAAACCUGAUGGCAUGAAGAUUUUUAAGGGCACCCUGAGCGGUAGCCUGCCUGAUGGGUCUGCUAGCGAUGGAUCUGUGCCAGUUGUUUGCAAAAUGGCCGUGAAUGACGCCGCCAAGAAGAACUUAGAAGUGGAGGCAUCUUUCUAUCACGGGGGCUUACAGGCGCUGCAGGGAAAAUGUGUCCCACAUUUCUAUGGCUUAUUCCAGGCGGAAGUCAGUAAUAAUCGGCAUUAUACAUUUCUGCUGCUUUCGCUGGAAACAAUCCUGCUAGGACAUGGACACAGCUUCCCAGAGGUCGAUCUAGAGAUGAGGAAGAAGGUCUUAUCUCAGCUUCUCGAGCUACAUAGAGCGGGAGUGGAGCACACCAACUUCGGCUUGGAGAAUGUCGUCUUAUCUCCUGAGGGUGAACUGCUCAUCAUAGGGUUCCGUUUGGCCUGUGAACACAAAUGCGAAUUUCUCACAAAACGGAAAACCUUUGAUGAUUUGGGUGUUGGAGAUUGGGCGCAGUCAAUAGACGACAUUGAGUGCAGGGAACUUCAUGAUGCGUGUUUCGACUUGAUGGAUCUGUGGGUUCCUAGGUAUCUGCCUCUCCUCGAACCCGAGUAUCCGAUCAGUGUUGAGGGGUUUCUAUGUCCCGAGAUUCUCGCAGACCAAGUCUUAGAGGACUACGGCAUUCCGAGGGAAGUCACCAUACCCGAAGUAAAGAAGAUGCGGCGAGAGUUUGAGACACAAUAUCGCUUAUUUUUGCGAGAUCUUGGAUGGGAGUUUGAUAGCGAGUGAAAUGGCACUCCACAAAUGAUGCCUCUAGUAAUGUCUGUUCUUGUACAAUGUACUUUUAAGUCCAACUGUAUACUAUAUGAGAUAUAGCCUCUCGUACCAAGUCCAUUAUGCAACACUGUACAAAUAACGAUCAAACAUCGGGAAGCGAGAGCAGGAUGACGAAGCAGAUGACUUCGCGCCAACAAUAAUGCAAGAGGGGACUG
This is a messenger RNA of Somion occarium, 1321 nucleotides long. The record is from the annotation of a GenBank genome assembly. NCBI's taxonomy places the organism in Eukaryota, Fungi, Basidiomycota, Agaricomycetes, Polyporales, Cerrenaceae.